Messenger RNA from Raphanus sativus (radish), 1442 nucleotides. Its product is annotated as cyclin-A1-2. Lineage: Eukaryota; Viridiplantae; Streptophyta; Magnoliopsida; Brassicales; Brassicaceae. Bases 133 to 1302 code for a protein of 389 amino acids. Gene Ontology annotation, molecular function: cyclin-dependent protein serine/threonine kinase regulator activity. Gene Ontology annotation, biological process: mitotic cell cycle phase transition; regulation of cyclin-dependent protein serine/threonine kinase activity. The transcript has 10 exons. Gene Ontology annotation, cellular component: nucleus; cyclin-dependent protein kinase holoenzyme complex; cytoplasm. The record is from RefSeq and is a predicted model, not a curated record.
UUGUUUGUUCUUCGUCUCUCUCUCUCUCAAGAUCCCUCCCUCGCAGAAGAGAAACCCUAACUCAUCUCUCACCGGAGAAGAACGACGAAUCCGCCGCCGAAUCGGAGAUCUUCCACUCCCUCCUCAACGAAAAUGACUUCCUCGUCGUCGUCAUCGAGGAAUCUACCCAAAGAGAAUCCAAUUUCUCGCCCGAGCGUAGCCAAAACCCGAGCCCCACUCGGCGACGUCGUAAACCGCCGUAAUCCCCUAGGAGACAUCACGAACCAGAAAACCGGAUCUAGAAUCUCCGCUCCGUCGUCUACUCUCGUGCGUUGUUCGAAUAAGAUCGGGAGAUCGAAGAAGGCAUCGAAACCUCCCAAGCCAAACGCGAAAUCGAACCUACUCGUUCCUUACGAAGACAUCAUCGAAUCGCCUCAACGUAACGCAGAGUCAGAUCUGGGAAAUGAUGCUGAUGAGGUUGAUGAUAUCGAUAGUAACCUCGUGGAUCCACAGCUCUGUGGUGCCUUUGCUUGUGAUAUCUACGAGCAUCUGCUUCUAUCCGAGGUAAAGAAAAGGCCUGCUUUUGAUUACAUGGAGAGAGUUCAGCCAAACAUCAAUGCUACCAUGCGUACUAUACUCAUUGACUGGCUCGUGGAGGUUGCUGAAGAGUAUAGGCUUUUGCCUGAGACGUUGUACCUGGCGGUGAACUGUUUGGACCGGUAUCUUUCAGGGAAUGUGAUUACCAAGCAGAACCUGCAGUUGCUUGGUGUUUCAUGCAUGAUGAUUGCUGCAAAAUAUGAAGAAGUGUGUGUGCCUCAAGUGGAGAGUUUCUGUUACAUCACUGAUAACACAUACUUAAGAAACGAGCUUCUGGAAAUGGAGUCUUCUGUUCUGAAUUACCUAAAGUUCGAAUUAACAACUCCAACAGCAAAAUGUUUCUUGAGGCGCUUUGUUCGUGCUGCUAAAGGCAAAACUGAGGUUCCAUCACUGCUGUUUGAGUCACUAGCGAGCUAUCUCAGCGAAUUAUCUCUCUUAGAUUACGCUAUGCUUCGCUACGCUCCAUCACUUGUCGCAGCCUCUGCUGUUUUCUUGGCACGAUACAUAUUGCACCCUUCAAGAAAACCAUGGAGCUCUACGUUAGAGCAUUACACAUCGUACAGGGCUAAACAUUUGGAAGCAUGCGUUACGAAUCUUCUUCAGCUAUGUCAUGAGAGUCCCUCAGCCGAUGUAGUUGCAGUCAGAAAGAAGUACAGUCAAGACAAGUACAAGUUUGCAGCAAAGAAGUUUUGCCCCACCUCACUGCCACAAGAGCUCUUCCUCUGAUUUGGGUUUCUUGGUGCUUCCUUUUGUUUUUUUCCUCUGUAUUGUUGAUAGAAGAAACUCACUGGGUCAGAGACCAAAUGUAUUCAGUUCGAUUGAUGUGUAGGACCAAUGUAAUGAACAUAACAACAAUUAAUAAAAAG